Lichtheimia ornata is the source of this 1362-nucleotide messenger RNA. RefSeq lists its product as uncharacterized. The transcript has 2 exons. Bases 1 to 1362 code for a protein of 453 amino acids. NCBI's taxonomy places the organism in Eukaryota, Fungi, Mucoromycota, Mucoromycetes, Mucorales, Lichtheimiaceae. The record is from RefSeq and is a predicted model, not a curated record.
AUGCAACAACCAGCACAUCGCAUGUUCAACACGAGUCUAACAACAUGCCUUGUUCUAUUGCCAUCAAAGAAAGAGGAUUAUGAUGAUGAGCCCUACUCCAAAGAAGAAUCGGCAACCAUUGUGGAUCCUGAAGAUUACUUACAUGGCGAUGAUUUGGAAGGCAUUCCAUCCUUGUUAAACCAUCCACACUUUUUAUUGCUCUAUGUACCUGGCAAGGAUGAAGAAAAGACCAAGAUGAAACUCGUCAAGCCUUCUACCGAUCCCAUUCAUCGAAGACGUAUCAUGAAACGGGUUAUUACUGCGAGUGGUGAUGAUAACAACCAAGACGUGCCAUUACCGCAUUAUGCCUUGUCCCAUCUCUGGAAAACAUCCAAGCAUGGCCAUCAAUGGGAGGACAUUGGCCUUUAUGUGGAUGACGAGUAUGGAAACCCUGUGGAGCCUGUAUCCAUGCGACCUGAAAAACGAGACACCAUCCUUGCACUGCUCCGAGACCACCCUGAUAGUUACUGGUGGAUCGACGUGUUAUGUGCACGCACAGAUACCCCCUUGGAUAUCAUGGGCGAUAUUUACGCUCAAUGUUCAACAUGCUAUGCCAUGAUUGAUUGUGAUGAUAAAACGAUACCCAAACUUAGACAUUACAUGGACCGUAUCCCUGACCAAGAAAGCUACUGGAAGAAACGCCUCAAACGCCUCAAAAUGAAUGAUCCACAGUAUGAGUAUACCUUUAAGCAGUAUAAGCAAGCCGUGGAUGUCUUGGAUACGUUUAUGGAACGCGAUUGGUGGAAGCGUGUGUGGACAUGGCAAGAGAUGGUGCUACCUCGAGAAGUAGUGUUUUUGGCUGAAACGGCAACCGAAGUAUCAGGCACGCAUAUGCUGGAUAUGGAAUCACUUUCUCGUCUUGAGAAAAAUCUACAAACGGAGUCAUUCCGUUUACCAGGCAAGCCAUUGAAACGUACUGGGAGUGCCCGGUUGAUGGAAAUGAAACGAUCACGAGACGCGGGUGAAGCUUUUCGAGAUGAAAGGAUCUCGUUAUGGACAUUGAACCACUUGUUCAAGGCGUUUGAACGAUCAUCAAGGCGAUGCAUGGAUCCAGUGGAUUAUGUCUAUGGUGUGCUCGGCGUUUUAGGAUUCAAGAUACGAAGGAUGGACGAUCCCCAGCAAGUGUGGCAUUGCUUUUUCGCCGAGCUUGAUAAUUUUCUUACCGAUGUCAAAAGGCGCUCGAUGAUUGAUCAGCGAGAUGAAAUGUUCGCCGCUAUAGGCGUCAAUCAGGAUAUGAAAAAUUUCGACUUACAGGCUGCACAAUGCAUGUCUGAUGUAUAUACAGGGUUGCUGGAUAUCGACAUGUUUACAGUCAUGGUUUAA